UUCCGGGUGCUGUGGUCACACCAUGCGUAUAAAAGCUCCACGGUACAGGUGCAGUCAGACUUGAGUUCUGAAGCGAGGCACCAGCAUGCUGAGAGUGACCGUGAUUCUCCUCGUCCUCGCUGCCCUCAGCGCGGGCAUCAGCGCUCAAACCAGCGACGCGGCAAGUGAUUCUGCAGACCCGACAUCAUCUGUUCCCGAUGCCACGUUCCCAGAUGAACCAGCUGAAAGCAGUGAUGAGUCAAGUGAUUCUGCUGUGAGCAGCGAUGAGUCAAGUGAUUCUGCUGGGAGCAGCAAUGAGUCAAGUGAUUCUGCUGGGAGCAGCAAUGAGUCAAGUGAUUCUGCAGACCCGACAUCAUCUGUUCCUGAUGCCCUGUACCCAGAUGAACCAGUUGAAUAUGGCAAUGAGAUAUUUGAUUAUGCUGAUUCUUCGGGGGAUUAUGGUGAAGCUUAAGAUGACAAGAAAGAUGUAGAAAAGCUGCUUCUCCUUGCUGUUUUGUACCUGUCUUGCACAUUAAUUUCCAUCAUAAAUUUCACCAUACAACCAUUUUUUUACUCUUUCCUGUAGUCACGUAAUAAACUCAAUAAACUAGCAAUGAGCAUUA
This is a messenger RNA of Brienomyrus brachyistius, 602 nucleotides long. RefSeq lists its product as uncharacterized. The transcript is spliced from 11 exons. Lineage: Eukaryota; Metazoa; Chordata; Actinopteri; Osteoglossiformes; Mormyridae. The record is from RefSeq and is a predicted model, not a curated record. Bases 86 to 451 code for a protein of 121 amino acids.